GAUCGCCAACCUUGCUCCGAUAUUUAUGAAACCUCAGUCAUAUAGUGUGCUCCCAACAGUCGGUUCAUUCGGUGCUCAGAACGGAUUGGUCCCAAGCUCUGCCGGUGGUUUGAGUUUCUCCUGGAAAAGAAUUCAGUGAAGAUUCUCCUUGUGUCAUCUACGUUCAGUUUGUGCUCAUAUAAGGAAUUGUGUUAUUUGUUUUUCCGUGUGCUGUAAAAAAAUACAUUUGAAUCAAGUGAAAAUUUCAGUAAAAAAUCCGUCAAAAUGUCAGCUUCCGCGGUUACGAAAACGUCGAAAUAUACGUAUAAAUCCACUGGUGGUGGUUCCGCAGAUGUCAGCAUUGAGUACAGUGCUGACCUGAGCGCCUUAUCUAGGCUGGAGGAUAAGAUUCGUCUGCUCCAGGAAGAUCUCGAGUCGGAGCGUGGUCUCCGCCAAAGGAUCGAGCGCGAAAGGGCUGACCUCAGUGUACAAGUUAUUCAGAUGUCCGAACGCCUGGAAGAGGCUGAGGGAGGUGCCGAAGGUCAGUUGGAAAUCAAUCGUAAACGGGACGCCGAAUUGAACAAACUGCGCAAGCUACUCGAAGAUGUGCACCUGGAAUCGGAGGAAACUGCUCACAUUCUGAAAAAGAAACACCAGGAAAUUGUCAAUGAUUUCAACGAACAAAUCGAAUCCGUGACCAAGGCGAAACAAAGAAUUGAAAAGGAAAAAUCCAAACUGCAGACUGAAAUCUACGAACUGUUGUCCCAGAUUGAGAGCGUUUCCAAGGAUAGGUCCGUCAGUAUUAAAACAAUCGAAAAGCUCGAAGUCCAGGUGACAGAACUGAACAUUCGUAUCGAGGAGCUUAAUCGCACUAUUGUUGACAUCACCUCCCACAAAACUCGGCUGUCCCAGGAAAACAUUGAUCUUGUGAAACAGGUUCAAGAUUAUAAAAUCAACAUCGAAAGCAUCAGCUUUUCAAAGACCCAGCUGAACUCUCAACUCGAAGAAGCUAGACGCCGCCUGGAAGAAGAUGAUCGCCGCCGUUCGAUGUUGGAGUCAACAUUGCACCAGAUUGAAACGGAACUUGAAUCCGUACGGCUACAGCUGGAAGAGGAGUCUGAGGCUCGUAUGGAUUUGGAACGACAACUGGUGAAGGCCAAUGGUGAAGCCGGAGCUUACAAAUCGAAAUAUGAAGCCGAAGUUAUGGCUCGUCACGAAGAAGUCGAGGAAAUCCGCCGCAAGUACACUAUUCGCAUCCAGGAGUCGGAAGAGCACAUCGAAUCUCUCCAGGUCAGACUUAAUAAGCUCGAGAAGGAGAAGAGCCGUCUUUCCAGUGAGAUCGAAAUCUUGAUUAUCGAUCUUGAAAAGGCCAAUAACGGCAUCCGCGAAUAUAGCAAACGUAUCGAAAUUCUAGAGAAAACCAAUAUCGAAAUCAAAACCCGCCUGGAGGAAACCAUCACCCUGUUCGACCAGUCUCAACGCGAUCUGAGACAGAAGACCCAGGACUACCAACGUCUGAGCCACGAAUUGGAUGCAACCCGUGAGCAGAAAGAUCAGCUGAGCCGGGACAACAAUAAGCUGCAGAAAGAUCUGCAUGACGCCCGCAGCUCCGUCACUGAACUGACACGCCGUCUUCAUGACUAUGAAGUCGAGCUCCGUCGUCUGGAGAAUGAACGGGAGGAGCUCACUGCCGCCUACAAGGAAGCCGAAGCCGGACGCAAAGCCGAGGAAAAGCGGGCACAGGCACUGUCGGCCGAGUACGGCCAGUUCCGUCACGAUACCGAACGCCGUUUGCUGGAGAAGGAUGAAGAAAUCGAAGUCAUCCGCAAGCAAACCAGCAUUGAAAUCGAGCAGCUAAAUGCCCGCGUUGUUGAAGCCGAAACCAAGCUCAAGAGCGAGGUGCAGCGCAUCAAGAAGAAGCUGCAGAUCCAGAUUACCGAGCUGGAAAUGUCUCUGGAUGUUGCCAACCACACCAACAUUGAGCUACAGAAAACUAUCAAGAAACAAUCGGCUCAGCUGACCGAAAUCACAGCCCACUACGAAGAGAUUCAACGCCAACUGCACUCGACGGUCGAUCAGUACGGUAUCGCUCAACGCCGCAUCCAAUCGCUAUCCGGCGAAUUGGAGGAAAUUCGCAUCAAUUACGAUGCUUCUCUACGCUCGAAACGCCAGGUUGAGGUUCAGCUGGAAGAAGCCACCUCCCGCAUCAAUGAGCUCGUGGUUAGCAACGCCAACUAUUCUUCGCUCAGAGCCAAGUUGGAGCAGGAGCUCCAAACUAUUGCCAGUGAUUAUGAAGAGGUGUCUCGUGAGCUGCGUGUCAGUGAUGAGCGCUACCAGAAAGUCCAAGUUGAGCUUAAGCACACUGUUGAACUGCUCCACGAAGAACAGGAAAGAAUUGUUAAGAUUGAAACUAUCAAGAAGUCCUUGGAAGUCGAAGUUAAGCAACUUUCAAUUCGUCUUGAAGAGGUUGAAGUUAAUGCAGUUGCCGGAAGCCGUCGUAUCAUUAGCAAACUGGAGGCCCGUCUGCGAGACAUCGAAUCCGAACUUGAAGGUGAGAGAAUGAAGCACUCGGAAACCAUCAAAAUUCUGCGCAAGAAGGAGCGUUCCGUCAAGGAGGUGUACAUUCAGAUUGAGGAAGAUCAGAAAAAUAUCCAAAUCUUGCAAGACGCUCUGGAGAAGGCCAACCAGAAGAUUGCUGCCUACAAGCGUCAACUAGUAGAACAGGAACAAUCGUCCCAGCAAUGUGUCACCAAAGUGCGCCGUUUCCAACGUGAGCUGGAAGCCGCCGAGGAUCGUGCUGAUGUGGCUGAGAGCAAUCUGAAUUUGGUUCGUGCCAAGCACCGCACUUUCGUCACCACCUCGACAGUGCCUGGAUCGCAGGUCUAUCUGGUUCAAGAAACCACCAGAACCAUCAACGAGACGACAUCAUCCUAAAUCGAUGGAGGAAGAAAAGUUGUAGGCCAUCCAAGCCAUGUGAUCCAACAACAUCCGGAAGAUAAAGGCGAAGCGCACCAAAUGAUCUUUCACUUUUGUUAUAAUUAUGUUUCCGUUUGUCCUAUGUUUAGAUCUUUAAUUUUCAUCGAUGUUUUUAUUUGUUCUUCUUGGUUCUAUGUAUUAUUUGUUUCUCUCUCGCUUUAUCACCCAAAACCGUUGUUGUAGCAAUGAUAAUCUCUUUAUAACAACAUUAGCCACCAUACAAAAGCAGAUGGCACUAGUCACACACAGAGACAAGGUCACCAGACGGAGAAAUGUGAAUCUCUUGCAACGAAAAAAGAAAUGAAAAUAAACAACCGCAAACUUAUUUAUCGAAUACUCUUACUAGAUGAAGGAAAUGGAAUCAAUAUACAAAAUGGGUGCCUUGGGAACGAGAAACAAUGAGUAAACCAUCUUUUCCCAUGAAAUUUAUUCUAAAGAAAAGGCUUUGGAAUCAGUUUAAAUUCAUUAUAUUACUUUUUAUAUUAUAAUUCUUUGUAAUAAAUAAAUAUUAUAAACAGAAACACAAGAAGAUAGUGAAACGAAUCAGAAUGAGAAAUUGUCCUUGUAGCUUUCAUAUAUAUAUAGUAAUCAAAUUAUAUAAGACACACUGUUCAUUUCAUGCGUUGACACAUAAUUUAUUGGAGUGAAUGGCGAAUAGUGUAAGCAUUGAAACAGAGAGCUAUAAAUGUAAUAAAAAAUAAGUAAAAACAAUAA
Malaya genurostris is the source of this 3669-nucleotide messenger RNA. It is a transcript of the gene Prm, whose product is annotated as paramyosin, long form. The coding region runs from base 265 to 2913 and encodes 882 amino acids. The record is from RefSeq and is a predicted model, not a curated record. The transcript has 10 exons. Gene Ontology annotation, cellular component: myosin complex. NCBI's taxonomy places the organism in Eukaryota, Metazoa, Arthropoda, Insecta, Diptera, Culicidae.